Messenger RNA from Diospyros lotus (date-plum), 2100 nucleotides. RefSeq names its product putative F-box protein At1g57580. Lineage: Eukaryota; Viridiplantae; Streptophyta; Magnoliopsida; Ericales; Ebenaceae. Gene Ontology annotation, molecular function: protein binding. The transcript has a single exon. The coding region runs from base 666 to 1871 and encodes 401 amino acids. The record is from RefSeq and is a predicted model, not a curated record.
UCUUUUAGUUCACAUACGUAGCAACAAUGACCCCUCUACGAAAUCCCGGCCAUUGCGAUCACUGAACCACAACAGGUAUAACAGCAAUCAUCUCCGCUCUUCAAAAUCGAGGUCUGAAAACGCUUCGACGAACGGGCGACAUUUUGGCUACCCUUGUUGAUUCUAGUGACUGAGGAUCCUCCGUUUGACCUGCCAAGUUCAGAUCAUCUAUCAAAGUCGUUCCUCCUUAGCUCGGUAAAUCUCAGUUCUGAAAUCCUUUUUAGAUGCUUUGUUCUUCCUUUCAAACAAACCUCUCAAAGGGGAUAAAAUCCCAAAUACAAAUCUCAAGUUCCUUUUUGUUUUUUUUUUUGGGUCUUGUUAAUACUUGCCGGUUGAUGCUUCUGCUGCUGCUGCUGCUCUUCAGUUGUGUUUGCCUUACUAGUUCUGUUGCUACUUACUUCUUAAUGCUCUUUGUUUCCUUGGUUUGAUUCUACUAUCUGCUUUUGAUGUUUUUAUUUUUCUUGUAAUCAAUAAGUGAGAUUAAAAAAUACAUAAAAAUUUGUUAAGAAAUUGUUUAAACUAAGAAAAAUAAAUCCUCAAUUUUUAAAAUCGAAUUUACUGGGCACGACGCAAGCAAGUGAUGGGCAGAGAUUAUCCAACCGGAAUGGGUGCGGGUGGGAAAUUAAAUGAAAUACCCAACAAGGUUUGAGUGGGGAACGAGGAUGCGGGGAUGCGACGGGAGAGACAAGAAGGAAUUGCUACCAGCUCCAACAAUGGAAGACUUGACUGACGAUCUUCUGAUUGAAAUCCUGUCUCGCUUGCCAUUCAAAGUUGCAACUCAGUACCAGUGCAUAAACAAGAAGUUCCGGGCUCUCAUCUCUAACCAUCAAUUUGCUGUCAAACAAGCCGUCCAUUUAUAUCUGCGCUCAAGUAUGCUCAUUUGUGGCCGACGGAUUUGUCCUACAACCUUCUACGGCAUUCUUCUCCACCCUCCUCAUGAUGCAAUGAGCAUACCAUCACAACCUCAUGAAGUCCGAAUCUUGGCUUCGUCUAAUGGCUUGCUUCUUCUCCUUUUACGAUCAACCAAUCUAUACUGUGUAUGCAACCCAAUUACUGGGGACUAUCGAAUGCUACGAUGUCCAAAUAUUGGCUUCAAUGAACACGCAGGAUUGGCAAUCGAUUCAAGAACUGUCUCAUCUACUCCACCUCAAUACAAGGUAGUCACCAUUAGCAUUAAGAAGAGCGGGUCUGGGUGGCCCUUACGGUUACGGUACGAGUUUGAAGUAUUCUCGCAGGGUUUCUGGGGAAAAUCCAGCAGAAGUCCAGCUUAUGAAAAUAGUCAAUUUGUGAGUGGCAAAUCUGUUUGUUUAAAUGGUUGUCUGCACUGGCUUCGCAAAGAUGGAAGCGUCAUUGCAUUCGAUGUUGUGGAGGAGAAAUCCCGCUUGAUCAAGAAACCUCCAGGCUUUGAACUUGGAAACAGCACAUGGUUUGGGAUCACGGAUGGGAUGAUCACCAUGGUUUCAGUUUUAAGGAAGGGGAUAGUGGUUUGUACACUCUGUGAUUAUAUUAAAGAAAGUUGGAAGUUCACAACAAAGAUACCUCACAUAGCUAUUGAUGAGAAUGGCUACAAUCAUGUGUAUCCAAUUUCAUUUGAUGGCAUGCAACUUCUUAUGCUACUUAGGCACGAGAGAAUGGAUGGAGAGAUCUUUAAGUAUGAACUUUGCACCAAAUUCUGGAAACAUAUUGGGUCGGUGACAAUGAUAACGGAUUCCUCUCAAGUUUUUGUCCCUUUUGUUCCUACUUUGGCAAAGGUCUCGCUUGUGUCGAGGCGCAGGAUUCCAAUUUGUCUCCAUCAGUUGAGAAGGCUCCUUAAUCUUUCCAUUGAAGUCUGAAGAACAUCUGAAUUGAGGUGAAUUUUAAAUUUUUUAUUUGUUUGCAUUUUUGUUGGGAUAAAGGCUUUGUAUGUUGUCGUUGUUGUUUCUAUUUGUUUGUGUUUUAUUUUCAGAUGAGAACUCAUUUACUUGCUAGCUUGACAAAUUCUAAGUUUUGAUAUAUACAUUACUGAAAACUUUGUAGCCAUGUUUAAUUGUGGGAGGCAUUGUGGAGUUAUGUCUUUCUGAA